ACCAAGGGAACCCAAUUACCAAAGAAGAAAGACAGAUUAAACAAUGGGCGGACCACUUCAAAGGACUCUUGAACCGACCACCACCUACAACCCGUCCAGUAAUACCAACAACAGCACGUACACAACUGCAAGUUGACACCAAUCCUCCAACGAAAACUGAAGUCAUGAAUGCAAUCAAGCUUCUGAAAGCUGGAAAAGCAGCUGGACCAGAUGGAAUACCCCCGGAAGCACUGAAAGCGGACCCAGAGACGACAGCAGAUAUGCUGACCCCAUUAUUGCAAAAGAUCUGGAAAGAGGGAAAGGUGCCUACUGACUGGAGGAAAGGUUACCUGGUGAAACUACCAAAGAAGGGCGACCUGGGACUCUGCAAGAACUGGCGAGGAAUCAUGCUCCUGUCGACGCCAAGUAAAAUCCUGAGUCGCAUCAUCCUGGAGAGAAUCAAGGACGCGCUGGAUACAGAACUCCGACCAGAACAAGCUGGAUUCAGGAAAGGCAAAUCAUGUUCUGACCAAAUUGCAACUCUACGCAUUAUCAUCGAACAAAGCAUGGAAUGGCAAUCAAAUCUCUACCUCAACUUCAUAGACUUUGAGAAGGCCUUCGACAGCGUUGACCGCGAAGUAAUUUGGAAACUACUCGAGUACUACGGCGUACCGCAAAUAUUCAUCAACCUUAUUCAACAACUGUACGACAACGGCACAUGUCAAGUGAUCCACAACGGAAAACUCAGCGAAGCGUUUGGAGUAAACACAGGAGUCAGACAAGGGUGCUUAUUAUCACCAAUGAUAUUCCUAAUUGUGGUGGACUGGAUUAUGCGUCAGACAGUGGGAAACGAGAAGACAGGGAUAUCCUGGACCGACGUGAAGAACCUAGAAGACCUGGAUUUCGCGCGUGGAUGAUUUCUGUUUGAUGUC
This is a messenger RNA of Trichobilharzia szidati, 911 nucleotides long. Lineage: Eukaryota; Metazoa; Platyhelminthes; Trematoda; Strigeidida; Schistosomatidae. The record is from the annotation of a GenBank genome assembly.